CUCCGGCUGGUCCGUGGUUUGCCAGAGUAUCCUCGUCAUCUUAGGCUGAAUGAGCCUGAUCUACGUCUUAUCAACCAGGAUCAAUACAGUUUCAGCCAGUCUGAUGUGGGCUUGGGCUUGGGCUUAGGCUUAUCUCUUUGUUUCGAACCAGACUUGACUUCCGUGGCCCUCCGGCACCAAGCUGACUACCUGAUGCUUUGUUUGCUGCUUAUGACUUGGCUGUGAAUGGCAAGUGAAGUACUGGUGUUACUCCGUCCUGAUUCCAGGGGACUGUAGGCAAAUGGCUGAAACAGCGUGGUAUUAAAAGGCUUCGAUAAAGCAGCCGUGCCCUCUGCCAGCAGCAGUUGCGAAGGUCCAUACUGUUAGUUUAUUUGUUUGCUACAAUGUCAUCUACUGAAGUCAUUCCGUCUUUUCCCUCGCAGACUCUCUCUCUGGGCGUGGAAAAUAAAGAAGAACAUAGCUCAACAGAGGCAAUCCAUCGCACCCUGAGCGUUACGCAGCCACCACGAGAUGUCCAUGGCGUUGCCUGGGUGCUUGUCGUACUUUCGGUGUUUUCCUGCGUCUUCCUGUUUGCCCUAGACAACACUAUAGUGGCCGAUGUGCAGCCGGCAAUCAUCAAUGAAUUUGGCGACCUCACGAUGCUGCCCUGGCUGUCAGUGGCCUUUCUACUUGGAGCUGCUAGUACACUGCUUGUUUGGAGCAAAGGAUACGGCCAGUUCAACUGCAAGUGGCUGUAUAUCAUCACCACCGCCAUCUUCGAGGUCGGCUCAGCAGUGUGCGGUGCUGCGCCUAAUAUGAGCAGUCUCAUUAUCGGACGUGCCAUAUGCGGUCUCGGUGGCGCUGGCAUGUAUCUCGGCGUGAUGACGAUUCUGUCGAUGCUCACUUCGCCAACGGAGCGGUCUAUCUAUAUGGGACUGACUGGCAUGGUCUGGGGGACCGGCACUGUGCUUGGUCCCAUCAUCGGUGGCGCCUUCACCGACAGUCCAGCAACAUGGCGCUGGGCCUUCUAUAUCAACCUCUGCAUCGGCGGCCUCUUCGCCCCAGUAUUCUUCUUCAUGAUCCCCAGCAUCGACCCCCGGCCUGGCGCAUCAGUCAAAGAACGCCUUGCCGAAAUCGACUGGCUCGGCCCUGUUAUCUUCAUCGGCGCCUACGUCUCCGGCAUCAUGGCCAUCUCCUUCGGCGGCGUGCUCUACCCCUGGAACGACAGCCGCAUUAUCGGCAUGUUCGUCUGCUCUGGCGUCCUGUUCACUCUAUUCUUCCUCCAGCAGGGCUUCACCGUAUUCACCACCUACAGCGCCCGCAUCUUCCCCAUGCAGUACCUCAAAAGCAAAGAGAUGGUCCUCCUCUUCAUCGAAACUGCCGCCGCGGGGACAUCCUGCUUCGUGCCCAUCUACUUCAUCCCGCUCUUCUUCCAGUUCGUGCGAGGCGACACCGCCCUCGAUGCCGGGGUUCGUCUUCUCCCGUUCAUCGUCCCGCUAGUUGUGUGUAAUCUCGUCAACGGCCUCGCCAUGUCCGCAAUGGGCUACUACAUGCCCUGGUACCUCCUCGGCGGAGUCCUAGUCAUAGUCGGCGGAGUCCUCCUACGGAUUACAGAGCUCUCAACAAGCCAAGCCCAGAUCUACGGAGCUCUCGUCGUAGGCGGGAUAGGCACAGGCGUGUUCUCCCAAGCCGGAUUCGCCGUCGCACAGUCUCUUGUCCCUGCUAACGAGAUCCCCAUGGCUGUUGGAUUCAUCACAUGCGCACAAGUCGGCGGUUCAGCCAUCGCGCUCUCAAUUGCCAAUACGGUGUUUCUGAACCGUGCAACUACCCAGGCUGCUGCGUUGCUUCCCGGUGUGAGUGCGGACGGGAUCCAGGCGUUGAUAUCGGGGGCGAAUCAUGCGCUUCUGGACUCUUUAGAUGAGGCGCUUAGGUCGGAUGUGCUUAGUGCUAUUGUACGUGCCAUUACGGAUGCGUUUGUGCUGGAUCUGACGGCAGGGUGUGUUGCGGUUGUGCUGGCGGUGUUUCUGAGGAGGACGAAGAUUAGUUUCAAUUCUGCUGCUAUUGGGGGGAUGUAA
This is a messenger RNA of Aspergillus versicolor CBS 583.65, 2054 nucleotides long. RefSeq lists its product as uncharacterized. The coding region runs from base 384 to 2054 and encodes 556 amino acids. The transcript has 4 exons. The record is from RefSeq and is a predicted model, not a curated record. Lineage: Eukaryota; Fungi; Ascomycota; Eurotiomycetes; Eurotiales; Aspergillaceae. Gene Ontology annotation, molecular function: transmembrane transporter activity. Gene Ontology annotation, biological process: transmembrane transport.